CCCACAGGCAGGACCCAUCUGAACACCACUCCGAUCGGCGGCUGCCACCACUCCUUCAUCCACCGCGGCAGAUGGCAACACUCUUGGGAGAGAGCCGCCGGCGUUUCCCCUCCCUGAUGACGACCAGAUCCAUCUCCGGCUUGAACCUCACCUGCCCGAACAUAAACAUCCGUCGCCGCGAUGCUGCCAACAUGGUGGUCAAGGAGCUAAUAUGGACCUUCUGUGAAUCAAACUACUCCACUCUGAACCCAAAUUCAUGGCCUGAAGAGAUUUCAAGAAAUACUAUAGUUAAAGCUGAACCGUUGAUCUGCGGGUCGAAGAAAGUGCCUGUUUGCAGUGACGAGUUUUGCGAUGCAGCAUGCAAGAGUUCAGUUGGGAAACCGGCGGGCAUUUGUGUCGUCUCUCCCCUUCCCCCGAACUAAAAUCAUUAUUGUGUUUGUCAAGCUACAUAGCUAGCUCAGUAUGUAGCUGAUUCAUUAUUCCUUAUAAACAUUUUCGAUCUUAAUACGCAUAAUAAGCUAAUCAUCAAACCUUAUUCAAAAAAGAAAAGAUUUUGUGGGAU
This is a messenger RNA of Cuscuta campestris, 562 nucleotides long. NCBI's taxonomy places the organism in Eukaryota, Viridiplantae, Streptophyta, Magnoliopsida, Solanales, Convolvulaceae. The record is from the annotation of a GenBank genome assembly.